This is a messenger RNA of Colletotrichum aenigma, 408 nucleotides long. RefSeq lists its product as uncharacterized. The transcript is spliced from 2 exons. NCBI's taxonomy places the organism in Eukaryota, Fungi, Ascomycota, Sordariomycetes, Glomerellales, Glomerellaceae. Bases 1 to 408 code for a protein of 135 amino acids. The record is from RefSeq and is a predicted model, not a curated record.
AUGCAGGUUUCUUCAGCUUUUCUUGCCGUCUUGGUGGCCUGUUCUGCCGGUGUUUCUGCGCUCCCGUGGGUCUUCCGUGCUUCUAGGCUUGCUGUUUGUCAACAACCGCUCACGGCGGUUGAUCGGAACUUGUCCUUGUUGCUAAUUCUUGAUGUCCUGGAACGUAGGCAAGCCAUAACGAGAAAAGCCACUGACUUCGGAACCUACUUUUGCCAGACUCGCACCGACGCCGGCAGCAAAAUUGUGGCCAACAACAACUUUUGCAAGGCAGCUGGCGGAGCAGUUUUGGCUUCGGAGGGUUUCUGCUGCAUCCGAAACAACAAUUUCAAGGUUCCCCAGGCCAUGGUGAAGGGCUGCAACGACAACAAGCUGGUCUUCAGCCAGAAUGACACUCCUUGCUCGCCUUAA